UUGCGUCCGCCGCCGCCGCCUCCCGAGAAGAAGGUCCAGUUCAAGGUCGAAGACGAAGUGGAGGCCUUCUACAGCGACGGCUGGUGGGAAGGGGCUAUUAUUGCGGAGCACUCCGGCGGGAAAUUCGCGGUGUUCCUCAGAGGCUUUGACGAGCAGAUUGUGUUGGAAGAGAAAGAUUUGAGGUUGCCUGUUCAGUGGGUUAAAGGGAAGUGGGAGCCGCGAUUCGAACAGUUCACUCAAGGAAUGCAAGUCGAGGUGCUAACUGACGAAGACGGUUUGAAAGGUGCUUGGUUUGCUGCAACAAUUAUUGAACCUUCGGGUGAAGACAAGUACCUUAUUGAGUACAAAACCCUGAGGAAUGAUGAUGAUACUGAGUUUCUCAGAGAAGUCAUUCGUGCUUGCAACAUAAGGCCUUGUCCGCCGGAGAUCAUUGUUGUGGAUGGAUUCAAGGUGUGGGAUGCAGUAGAUGCUUACUACAACGAGGGCUGGUGGGUUGGCGUGAUUGCAAAGUCUGUGAAGCACGACAACUUAACUCAUAGAGGAAAGUCUAGAAUCUUGGAUGAAAGUGCAGCACCAGAAGCUUCAUGUUUGCAUUUAAAAGUUGUUCUCAAAUGGAAGACAGUAAAUUAG
Messenger RNA from Linum tenue, 630 nucleotides. Lineage: Eukaryota; Viridiplantae; Streptophyta; Magnoliopsida; Malpighiales; Linaceae. The record is from the annotation of a GenBank genome assembly.